This is a messenger RNA of Camelina sativa (false flax), 1899 nucleotides long. The record is from RefSeq and is a predicted model, not a curated record. NCBI's taxonomy places the organism in Eukaryota, Viridiplantae, Streptophyta, Magnoliopsida, Brassicales, Brassicaceae.
UAAGAUUAUCUCCAAUGGAUUUCCUCUAUAAUAGAGAUGUUCCAAAAGUUUUCCCUAUUUUUUCAUAGAGAAAAAACAUAUCAGUUCAACUUAUAUUAAAGUAUUAUAUUAGUGAUAUUUUAUUUUUUAUACGGUAACUUAAUCAGUUCAACUAAAACCCCGAAUUAAACUCGCCAUAUACCAUGAAAGUAUAUUUUUUACACAAUCUUAAGAUUGUACUUUACAAAAUUUGUUCAGUUUUGUAACAGGUGUACAUAUGAGAAAUGCUACUUUUUUUGAGAAGAAGGGCAGCUAGAUAGAAAUUAAAUUAAAUAAUGAAGAAACAAGUGAGACACCGGCGACUACAAAGUUUCGAUUUUUAGGUAUGCUGGUGUGAAGAUCAUGGCUCAGGGUUAGUCAAAGUUUCGAUUUUUAUGUAUGUUGAUGUGAAGAUUAUGGGUCAGGGUUAGUUAAAGUUUCAGUUUUUACUUGGAUAGAAUCAUCUUUGCCUAGUCUUUUGGAAUCUUAAGUCGUAUGGUAGACUAGUUUAGGAAUGGGUGAUUGUGAAAUUGCUUGUUACAGGAAAAAUCGGGAAUUGCUAAUUAUGGAUCACAAAGGGAAGCCAACAAUAGAUUAACGAAUCAAAAUUUGUUAGGAUAGAAGCCAGCCUUGAUCUGUCGUUAAGAGAAUUACGACCCUUGAAGUUAUCUUCCCAACCAGCUUCUUUGUGAUUUUUGAGAGAGAAAAACAAAUCUGAUUUUCAUGAAUUCCAAAACAAAGCUCCAAUGUCGGAGCUGCUUCCUCCUCCUCCCCCUCCUCCUCCGCCUCAUCAUCAUCAUCCUACAAGGAGGGGUUGUGGAUUCGGCGAUCCCGCAUUGUUUUUCCCUGAGUUUGCUGCUAAGCAACGCGGUCUCGAAAAAGUUAUAGAGGAAGAUGGAGAAGGGGAAGAUAGCAGCUAUGGCGAAGGCUCUUUUGAUCUGAGUUCCAGGUUCUCUAGUCCUUGUAUCUCUCGUAACGGGUUUGAUGAUGUUGAUAAUCCUAGAAAGCUGCCUCCUUCUGGAUUGAGGGAGGAGUCUUCGUCGUUGAAGCUCUCUGGUUUCAGAGAGGAUGAAGAAGCCGACCGGAGUAGAAACUCUGGUUCCUUAGUGGAUCGUAUCGGUCAGGGGGAGGAGGACAAGAGGCUAUGCGCCUCGGGAUGUUUCAGAAAAUGCUGCCCUUGUACCUGCAUGCUUGUUUUCAUUGUCCUUGUCAUCGUCUUGUUGACAGGAUUGUCUGUGAACACUUCAAUCAAAUCUAAACUGCCUCAGGUGCUUGUCAUGAAUCUCAAGUUCUCGAGACUUGAUGUCGUUAAAUCAACGACGGAUCUUCUGAUGAAUGCGAACUUGAACACGGUUCUUCAGCUCUCUAACCAAAACGACAAGACAGUGCUGUAUUACAGCCCCAUGAAAGCUGAUGUCUCUUCUGAGAACAUAAACCUCGGAAAGAAAACGCUUCAUGGAUUCAAGCAGGACCCUGGUAACGUUACCUCUUUGAAGAUCCCCACUAGACUGAGACAGUCCAAGGUUUAUGAUGUUGAUGCUACGUUGCUGACAAACAAAGAGAAGAAUCUUGAAGCUGUGGUUGAUGUGUACUUGAGAGGGAAAUUGAGUUUUGAUUGGUUGGGAUUUAGUGUUCAUAUACCAAUUGUUAUUGCUUGCGAGGAAGUGAAGCAGAGUGAUGUGAUAAAUGGACUCAAGCCAACGUGUGAUGUUCGAAUCUUUUCCCAAUGAAAACAAUGAGACCCUCUCUGAUCUUUGUUUUGUUUUGUUCUGUUUUUAUUUGCUGUUGUUAAUUUUCUUGUUGUAGAUUGGAAACAUAGAAAAAGAGAAGUGAUUCAACUCUUGUUUCUCUAAAACUAACAUCAAGAGAAGUUAUUUUACU